Rodentolepis nana is the source of this 1860-nucleotide messenger RNA. NCBI's taxonomy places the organism in Eukaryota, Metazoa, Platyhelminthes, Cestoda, Cyclophyllidea, Hymenolepididae. The record is from the annotation of a GenBank genome assembly.
AUGUAUGGAUCCUGUGGUUUUGAAGUUGCCCCACGAGGGCCAAAAUUACCACGGCUUAGUAUGGAAGAUACCGCCCUGCCUUCUCAGGCAUCCCUCAUGAGCAACAGUGGUAACGGUGGUGGCAAUAUUCAUUCAUCCAAGUCCGAGAACAGAAAGCGUUUUGGGCCUUCUGGUGAUUUUCGGACUAGGCUCUCUCGUGGAAACUUUACUCUUUCUCGACAAGACUCUUUCGAUGUUGGGAAUGAUCCUGUGGAAGCGUCAUCGCCACGCUCUUUGCCCAUGGACGAAUCAGAUUGCAAGCCUAGUGCUAGCCCCAAAUCUUCCAAUGAGACAUCAGCAAUAGCAGCAGGCGUUCCCAUCAUAAAUAGCGGGAAAUCUAUUCGUCUACAACGGGCGAACUCCUCUUUUCCCUCAACUACCACGGCUACGGCUCUCUCUUCCAAUAAUGGGUCUUCGAACAGCAUCAGCUCUCAGCAUGUGCGUCAGAAGCUGAAAGAACAUCUUCUCAGUCGUCGGGUGAUGAGUGUAGGGGCCUCUUGGGGAGCAGUCUCUAAUUCUGGAAACUCUGCAGGUGGUGGUGGUGGAGUGGUGACUAGUGGUACUCCUCCGCAUUCCCAUGCUCCUCUCCGACGCUUUUCUCGAUCGUUUGAAUCGGAUCCCACAGUGUCACCUCCAUCACCCACCUUAGGGGAGGUAAACAGUAAUGCUUCAGCUCAUGGUCACCCUUCUCCUCCUUCGUUCCCAAGAAAACGAGCUGCUUAUCAUCGCUGCGCGGCCAUUUCCCUGGAUCUUCCUUCUAAGCAGUCGUCUGGUGUUCUUAUUGGAUCUGUUCCCAAUUCAAGGACCUUUGAUGAGAUUGCAGUCGAGAAGCUGAAUUCAAUUUGGAGGGAAGCAAAGUCACAGGCACACUUCAAGCUGUCUUCUCUACCCGGCUCAGGAGGCAACACCUUCUCUCCCUUCCCUAAGCGCCAAGCCAGUUACAAUCCCCAAAUGGCACACGACUGUCCGGAAGAUCUCUCCAAACCAAGUGCCAUCGAGCCUCCCUGUGUUGACAUGCCCUUAGAUUUGACAGCGCCUGCAGCACCUACGACACCUGCAAUUGAUUCCCCACGGCGUGUUAAUAAUGAGUGCCUUCUACGACAAACUUCUGCCAACCCCACACCAACUGCAUCUGUUGGCGACGUCUCGAUUCUUCGACAACCAGAUUUCGCUUUCUUUCUUGUGGCUAGCCAAUUUCACAAUCUCCUCUUACCUGAUCUCUUACAGCAUUGUCUUCCUCGUUUGCAGAAUACUUCAGUACAGAAGCAAUUUCUGGCUCUCAAUUCGACUGCAUUUUCGGCUCCUUCCACACCGCCAAACCUCCUAGUGGGAGGACCUCCGCCUAGUACAACGUCUGCUGUAGCUGGUGCAACAGUUUCUAACCCCGCGGUGCCUUCUUGUCUCCAGGAGACUGCUGCCUCCAUUGUGUCCUCCCUCACCUCCCUCUGUCAGCCUCCAUCGCAACAACAGCAGCUCAAUCUCCUCGCCACCUCGAUGCUUCAGUCGCAUCUCAGUACUCAAGUGGGUCAAAACCUUCGUGAGACCCAGGAGAAUCUAGCUGCACUAACCUUAAGUGGUCCCACACGCGACAAUGUCCUUCAACAGAACCCCCCGACCCAGCCUCCCCCAGGACCCUCACCCUCACCACCUUCCACCUCCGUGAUACCUUCCACAGAUGAGUUCAUUCGAACUGCUCUUGAAGGGGCUUGUGAUGAAAUUCAAAGGCACUGGAAUUCCCUUCCUAUCAUCAAUUCUUGGCCAAAAACUAUGGAGAGAAGGCGUGGGGUGCCAAGUGCUUCUUCAGGGUAUGACUACUGCUAA